Messenger RNA from Epinephelus fuscoguttatus (brown-marbled grouper), 3989 nucleotides. RefSeq names its product GDP dissociation inhibitor 1 (gene gdi1). The transcript is spliced from 11 exons. The record is from RefSeq and is a predicted model, not a curated record. Bases 241 to 1584 code for a protein of 447 amino acids. Gene Ontology annotation, biological process: vesicle-mediated transport; protein transport; small GTPase-mediated signal transduction. Lineage: Eukaryota; Metazoa; Chordata; Actinopteri; Perciformes; Serranidae. Gene Ontology annotation, molecular function: Rab GDP-dissociation inhibitor activity. Gene Ontology annotation, cellular component: cytoplasm.
GAUCAGGGCCAUCUUUGGUCGUCCUCGCCGGUGACAGUGUGGACAGUUUAUUCCAUUGGUCAUUAAUGCCUAAUGAUUAAUAAAUAAUAUUCCACUUUGAACGAGCCGUUUAGAGCACGCGGGCAGAAAACAGGGAGCCGAGCAGCCCGGUUUUUGUGGACUCACGGGUGAUUCUUUCCUUCAAUACCCUUCAUUUCUCAAGGCAAAAAGAGGGCGAGACGGGAGAGGCGGUGAUACAACAUGGAUGAGGAAUAUGAUGUGAUCGUUUUGGGCACCGGACUCACAGAAUGCAUUCUGUCCGGGAUCAUGUCCGUGAACGGGAAAAAGGUCCUGCACAUGGACAGGAACCCGUACUACGGAGGCGAGAGCUCCUCCAUCACCCCUCUGGAGGAGCUGUACAAGCGCUUCAACCUUCCAGAUAGCCCGCCCGAGUCAAUGGGCAGAGGACGGGACUGGAAUGUUGACCUCAUCCCCAAGUUUCUCAUGGCCAACGGUCAGCUUGUGAAGAUGCUGCUAUACACAGAAGUGACACGGUACCUGGACUUCAAAGUCGUGGAGGGAAGCUUUGUGUACAAAGGAGGAAAGAUCUACAAGGUGCCGUCGACCGAGACCGAGGCACUAGCUUCAAAUCUGAUGGGAAUGUUUGAGAAGCGAAGGUUUCGGAAGUUCUUAGUCUUUGUGGCCAACUUCGACGAGAAUGACCCGAAGACCUUCGAGGGCGUGGACCCCAAAACCACAACGAUGAGGGAUGUUUACAAGAAGUUUGACCUCGGCCAGGAUGUCAUUGACUUCACCGGCCACGCCCUGGCCCUCUACAGGACAGAUGACUAUCUUGAUGUUCCCUGUUUGGAGACGAUCAAUCGUAUCAAGCUGUACAGUGAAUCACUGGCGCGGUAUGGGAAGAGUCCCUACCUCUACCCCCUGUAUGGUCUGGGAGAGCUGCCGCAGGGAUUUGCCAGAUUGAGUGCAAUCUACGGAGGGACCUACAUGCUGAACAAACCAGUGGAUGAGAUAGUGAUGGAGGGCGGCCACGUGAUUGGAGUGAAGUCUGAGGGCGAGGUGGCUCGUUGCAAGCAGCUCAUCUGCGACCCCAGCUACAUCCCCGACCGCGUGCGCAAGGCGGGUCAGGUGAUCCGUGUGAUCUGCGUCCUCAGCCACCCCAUCAAAAACACUAACGACGCAAACUCCUGCCAGAUCAUCAUUCCUCAGAAUCAGGUUAACCGCAACUCAGACAUCUACGUGUGCAUGAUCUCCUAUGCUCACAAUGUGGCAGCCCAGGGGAAGUACAUUGCCAUCGUCAGCACCACAGUGGAAACCAGCGAGCCCGAGGCUGAGAUAGAGCCGGCCCUGGAGCUGCUGGAGCCCAUCGACCAAAAGUUUGUGGCGAUUAGUGACCUUUAUGAGCCCACAGAUGAUGGUACUGAAAGCCAGGUUUUUGCCUCGAGGUCCUACGAUGCCACCACUCACUUUGAGACCACUUGCAACGACAUCAAGGACAUCUACAAACGUAUGACCGGGAGCGACUUUGACUUUGAGAACAUGAAGCGCAAACAGAACGACGUGUUCGGGGAGGAUGAGCAGUGAGCGGUAGAGAGGGCUUCCGAGAGAGAGGGCGGGGCCGGGAGAGGAGGCGGGGCGAACAGGGGCGAGAGAGGCGGCAGAGCCAGCGUUAGAGGGCCGGGGCUGCCUCAGGGCAGUCCUUUAAAAAAACAAACGGGUGGGAGUGUGGCGUAGAGGGUGUGUUUGUGGGCUCUGCCUGCCCUCAGCCGUUUGCCUCCUUUUCCUUACGUCCCUCUCUCUCUUGACAAACACAUAAAUGCUCACGAACACACACACACACGCUGUUCAAAUACUCACACUCCUUAUCUCUGUCACUGUAAAGCAGGGUUGAUAUGGUCUUUCAUUCCAUUGUAGAAUUUACAGUAUAUUCAUGUCUUAACUAUUAUCAUUAGAGGUGAAUUUAUUACUUGUUGUUGGCGAUUUUCAAGCAUUUCAUUCUUUCUGUAAAGUCUCUCUCCUCAUAUCAGAAGUCGGUUUGAUGGAAGGAAGAUUGACGGCAUUGAGAGGUGUGGACGGCGAGCUCUGACAUGAGAGAUCUGUAAUGGCUUAGUGUAGAAUCCUCUGGAAGGGUCACCUCCAGUUGACAUGCAUGCAUCUUUUACACAGUAGUAUUGUACAUAGACUCAAAGACGACACUGCGGUAUGAAGGCUGGACCAUUCCACGCAUCGCUCCUGUCAACCCUGCUUUCACUUUUCUCUUUCUCGGUCUUUUACCUGUGUUACGUCAAAAGACGCCGCUCCUUUUGGCAAAAUCUGUUCGGUCAGGCAAAAAAAAAAAAAAAAAAAAAAAAAAAAUUACAACGUGAUGAAAAAUUACAUAUAAAUGGGCUGUUCUGUCAACUGAUAGUGCUCACUUUGCAAUGCUGUUGUGUUCCCUGUGCUAUACAGGCAAGCUAACCAGUGGCUAUUAACUGUCACCCACCCCCACCCCACCCCCUCCAAAAAAUACUGUUCCUUUGUUUAUCUGUUCUGAUGUCAGUUUUGAAUUUGAAUAGUUUACUUUCUAACAUUUUAAAUUAUUGAAGAGUUUUAUUUCUAUAUAUUUGGUGCACAUUUCACUGGCUGAAGUUAUGAAGUUUACAGAUCUGAGGUUGAAACUGUGGUCUUCAAGUUGGAUGUUUUAAAAAAAAGGGACGGAGCUAACGAGGCACAGAGAGGAUUUUUCUAGCGUUAGGAGACUUUUUAUGAAGUAUUCUGGAAGAUUGGGAAUGAGUGAGGAAAACUGAAAUUGAUCUUGUACUUGCUGAGAGGUGAGGAAAUGUGGCGCAGGGUAAAGAAUGUAUGUGGGGAACGUUUUGGACUUUGGAAAGUUUCACUUUUGAGUGAAGAGGGUGAAGACUGAAAUUUCGGCUCAUAGUGAAAGCACCAGAUUGUGUCUUGGUUGUUUCAACCCUUGUGUAUGUCAUUUAGACGAGUCAUUCCCUUAGGGACUAAAACCUAUGAAAAAUUGUUAAAUAGAGGAAAGAGCUGGAAACUCCCGUAACUUUAAGACUUUGUAGCAAAAAGGUGUGAAGCCACAGUUACAGGCGCCGCCCCACCAGAACGAACCGAGAUGCUUUUAUUUGGUUGUAGCCUUAAUUCUGGGUCAGAUGUCUGGGCCCUUUUCAAAAGCUUCGUUUCAUCUAACCGUCAGCGGCAGGUCAGUCUAGUGCCAAAAAUGGUGUCGCUAUUAUUGGCAAAAGUAACUGACAAUGUUGAAAGUGCAGUUUUUUUGUGGUGUACGUUGCUCUGCAGAUCUGAGUGAAUACUACAGAAGGGAUAUUGUUUUCUAUCAGGGCUGUCAGUGUACACCUGAGUGGAGACAGCUCCUCGUUUCUCUGCGGCGCACUCACACUCACUCACAGCCUGAUCGAUCUGCGGCUCGUUACACAUCGACAACAAACAGAUGAGACGCUCCGAUCGCUUUCUACAAAACACCCGAGGCAUCUCGCUUUAUCCACCACGACAAAUCCCUUAGCAACUCUAAACAAAGUCAUGGCGUGUUUGGGGUGUUGACGUGUCUUAUUGUUAUGCUCUAUUUAUUUGAAUUUCACUGACGUAUCGUGGAAAGUUUUAUGUCAAAUGCUGAUUAUUGCUAUGCUCUUAGAUUAUGUUCUGAUGAUUUAAGAAGAAGAAAAAAGGAUUUUAAAAGUGAUGCACAUCGAAAUUCUUUUUUUUUUUUUGUUUGUUAUUUGCUGUGUCACCUUAUUCAGUGAUCAUUCCAGUGUUGCAUCAUACUUUAAUAUGAUUAUUAGCAUUCCUAAGAAACAGGUUUUGAUGGAAGGAAAACAGCAACAAGUCAGUGGCGGAGCUGAAACUCUCUACAGCUGUGUGUUCACAACGGUUUUCACACUGUGCGUCAUUCAACAUUGUGUGUGCUCUUCAUCCUGGAAUUAUCUGAUAAAACUGGAAUACUGUUUACUCUUUGAACAUAGAUAUAUCUGAAGCCC